Messenger RNA from Styela clava, 1793 nucleotides. RefSeq names its product protein YIPF1-like. Gene Ontology annotation, cellular component: membrane; Golgi apparatus. Gene Ontology annotation, molecular function: small GTPase binding. Gene Ontology annotation, biological process: vesicle-mediated transport. The record is from RefSeq and is a predicted model, not a curated record. Lineage: Eukaryota; Metazoa; Chordata; Ascidiacea; Stolidobranchia; Styelidae.
CAGAUAUAGUUAUAAGAAAUAACUAGUUUUGUUACUAACAUUAUAAUGGCUUCAAAUACUUCCGACGAGUACAGCUUAUGGGAAACAGAUGGAAAAAUUGAUCAACCACUAGAGGGGGUAUCUGUGGGGAGUAGCUCAAAUGACGGUAAAACUCACACAUUCACGAAAUUUCCAUCAUCUGCGGUCGAUGAAGAAGAUGAUGAGGAGACUGGUGGCGAUUCCGCAAAGUUGGUGAAUAAGAAAUCGUCGCCGAUAUGGAGUUUCGAUUUCUACAAGGAAUUAUUUGAUGUCGAUACGUACGUUGUUCUGGGAAGAAUCAAAGGUUCAGUUCUGCCUAUUCCGAGCGCUGAUUACCAUAGGAAUUAUAUCGGUGGAAAUCCCGAUGUCUAUGGGCCUUUCUGGAUCUGCGCAACGCUUGUUAUGACGAUAGCUAUAUGUGGGAAUUUGACAACCUAUUUCAACAACUUCUCUGACGUGAAUUACAACUAUAAUCCGGAAUUUCAUCGUCUCGUAAUUGCGAUGGUGAUCGUUUACGGAUACACUUUUCUGAUCCCAUUAGUCAUUCGUGGAAUAUUAUUUUUCACAAAAAUGCAAGCCAGUUAUGGGUACCUCGACAUUCUAUGCUUAUACGGUUACUCGAUGUUCAUGUUCAUCCCUCUCUCGUUUCUACUUCUGAUUCCGAAUUGCACGGUUGAGUGGAUUCUUGUUGUCAUAACAGCGGUUAUUUCUGGCAUGGUGAUUAUCGUUAGCCUCUGGCCGAAAAUGCGCGAGGAAGGAACUAAACGAACAAUGAUUGUACUGGCAGUUGUUUUCGUCCUACAUUUUGCUUUUUCACUCAGUUUUAGAUUAUAUUUUUUCAGCUCAAUUAAGUGUUCCCCCUGGAUGGAUAGUAGUAAUUCUACUGUAGUGAACAACACCACCCAACCUGCUAUAAUUGCAACCACUCAUAUUAGCACCAUCGCCGCUUAAAUUUUUCGUUUUGUAUAUGUAAAAUGCCAUGUAUGAGAAACAUUACCAGAGGUUUUUACUCUGGCAUUCAGGAAAAUUUUCAACACAGAGUUGAGGUCAAUUGUAAAUUUUGGUCUAGUAGUAUAUUGCAUGUCUUCACAACCCUGCGCCAUAUUCAUUCAGUAUUUCAAAUUUUCCAAAUUAAAACUCCUUGGGUGGCCGUAAAUCAGGGUGGUCCAAGGUUGUCGGCUCUGCGGGUCACAAUUUUAUUUUUUCAUUGUUCGCGGGUCACCAUAGUGCCAAGAAUGGGUAAACAGUGCAAUACAAAACAAACACUGUCAUUGUGCAAACACAUAGAAGAUAUCAGACAUAGCCAUCCCAGGCUAAUAGAAUCCGCAUUUUAUCUAGAAACAACACAAAAUGCGAUUUAUUGAUAACUCUCCAAAUGUGACGUGGGUCUCAGAUAAUGAAGCGGAGGGCCACACAUGUGGCCCGUAGGGCCUGAGUUUGGACCACCCUAGCCUAAACACUUAACUGAAAUAGAAAUGCUUUCCAAAUUUCUGUUUUGUAUCAGAAAUCAGUAGAUAAAGUUUCAGUAUUUUUGUUUUAAACCUGGGAGUGGGGGGUAAAAAAUUUUGUGCCAAGUUUGGUUCAGUUUGAGUUUUUCAGUUUUAUUACUGCUAAUGGAGGCUGCAUAUGUGCACAAUUUUGAAUAAUGAGCUUCUAAUCAAUUAAUUUGAAUGGUUAAAUUAUUUUCUAUUAAUCAAGAUGCAUAUUUCUUUUAUUGAAUACUACUUAUAUUGGUAUUGUAUAUUAGUUCAAGUAAUAUAGGUUUGAAACAACUA